UUGCCCUCUUUUAGUUGGUGGGUCUUCGUUCCUUCCUCUACCGUCCACCGCAAAGGUGGAAAUAGACUGAGUUGAGAGGGAGAAUCCAAAAUCUCAAAGUCCUUGCAGCUAAAGAUCCCAUUUUUAUCUCUUGUUUCGAUCUUCUUGGUUUCUCUCAAGCAAAUUGAAUUCCCUCAGUUUGCUGAAUUCGACCACUGUUUGACGUGAUCCUGCCGGUUUUCUUCUGUUUCAUGGAUAUGUUCUCUUUACUGAGAAGAGAUGGCGAAUGAUGAUCCCAAGGGGUUUGUAGCGGUUGAAUAAGAGGAGAGGCGAACAAAGGAAGAGAAGCUAUGAGCUUCAGGAGAGGAGGAGAGUUGUCGGCAAGGGGAUUGGUGUCCAAAAAAUGGACUUUGUUGCUCUGCCUUGGAAGCUUUUGUGCUGGUCUACUCUUCACCAACAGCAUCUACUUUUUGGCAAAACUAUGACUCAUCAGAUACUGAGUCUGAACAAUGGUGACAGUUGGAUGAUGCCUGAAGCAAAGGACAUUAUCAAGACAACAGGAACCAGAGACAAUAAGAUGAAUCUUGUUGCCAACGACUGUAAUUUAAGAACAAAUAAUGAAAAACAAGAGCCUAAAGAUAUACCCAACAAAAUUUCAAAUGCACAACAAGCGAUACAGACACUAGAUAAAACAAUAUCGAAUUUAGAAUUGGAAUUAGCCGCUGCCAGAGCUGCACAAGAGUCAAUACUCAAUGGUGCUCCAUUGGCAGAGACUCUAAAGGCUACCGAAACUACUGCUCCAAGGAAAUAUCUGAUGGUUAUAGGAAUUAAUACUGCAUUUAGCAGUCGUAGGAGAAGAGACUCAGUUCGUGCUACUUGGAUGCCUCAAGGCGAAAAAAGAAAGAAGCUGGAGGAAGAGAAAGGUAUUAUUAUUCGCUUUGUUAUUGGUCACAGUGCUACCUCUGGUGGAAUUUUGGACAAGGCAAUUGAAGCCGAACAUAGAAAGCAUGGGGACUUCAUGAGGCUGGAUCAUGUUGAGGGCUACCUUGAGUUAUCAGCCAAAACUAAAGUAUAUUUUGCUACUGCUGUCUCCAUGUGGGAUGCAGAUUUCUACAUCAAAGUAGAUGAUGAUGUACAUGUAAACAUUGCAACUCUUGGAGCAACCCUGGCCAAGCACCGGUCAAAGCCUCGGGUGUAUAUUGGAUGUAUGAAAUCUGGUCCAGUCCUAGCUCAAAAGGGGGUGAGAUAUCACGAACCGGAGUACUGGAAGUUUGGAGAGGAGGGAAAUAAGUAUUUUAGGCAUGCUACCGGUCAGCUAUAUGCCAUUUCAAAGGACUUGGCUACUUACAUAUCCGCAAACCAGCAUGUGCUUCACAAGUAUGCAAACGAGGAUGUCUCAUUGGGAUCAUGGUUCAUCGGACUGGAUGUCGAACAUAUCGAUGACCGGAGACUAUGUUGUGGUACUCCACCUGACUGCGAGUGGAAAGCCCAAGCAGGCAACAUCUGUGUUGCUUCAUUUGAUUGGAGCUGCAGCGGCAUUUGCAAUUCUGCCGAAAGGAUUAAGGAGGUUCAUCGGCGAUGCGGGGAAGGCGAAAAGACUGUCUGGAAAGCUGUCUUCUGAAAGAAGCAUCCGUUCGUUGUAUCUGAACAUGUAAGUAUCCGACUUGGAAACAGGGUCACAGUGGAUUUCUUCGAGUGAGGGGCUUUUUCAU
Messenger RNA from Musa acuminata subsp. malaccensis (wild Malaysian banana), 1691 nucleotides. RefSeq names its product probable beta-1,3-galactosyltransferase 2. Gene Ontology annotation, molecular function: galactosyltransferase activity. NCBI's taxonomy places the organism in Eukaryota, Viridiplantae, Streptophyta, Magnoliopsida, Zingiberales, Musaceae. Gene Ontology annotation, cellular component: Golgi membrane. The record is from RefSeq and is a predicted model, not a curated record.